CACACACACACACACACACACGCACGCACACACAUGCAUCCACACACUCAAACACCUACAAACGCACACAUUCUGGGUCAUUUAAAAGAGGCAGACCUGCAAAAAAGGCGCUUGCUUCAAUUAGAGCUCCCUCAGACGGAUCCCCGGUGUGGACAUUUUUUUAUUUAUUUCAUUUUUCAUUUACUUUCAUCACAGCCUCCUUGGAUUUUGCCUCAAGUGCCUCUCUUUGCGCAUAGCGCCCUGACAGCACACAUCUAUGACCAAUCGAGGCAUAUUCUGACUGAAAUAAGCAAUCGGUGAAUGGGAAACAGAAACACGGAGCCAUCGCCACCUUCCCCCCCCCAUCUUGACACACACACACACACACACGUGCGCCUUCCCAUUGGUGAGAUUUGCGCACCCGACGGCGGAGCCGGUGUGUGCGCUCAGCCGGGCCGGGCGCGCGUCGUCUGGGAGGAGUAGACGGGAUGGAGUCGUUUUUCACAGAGGGGGCCCGAGUUUGGGUCAGGGAGAAGGAGCAGCUGCUCCCAGCCACUGUCAACUCCUGUGGAGAUGGAACCCUGGUGGUCACAACGGACUAUGGAGAGGUGUUUUACCUACAGCAGGCCGAGGUCACCAGGGAGCGGGUGUAUGCGAUGCACCAGUCCAGCAUCGACGGGGUGGAGGACAUGUCGGCACUGGCUGAGUUGCAUGAGGCUGCAAUCAUGCACAACCUUUACCAGCGCUACCAAAAGGAUAACAUUUACACCAAUAUUGGAAGUAUCCUGGCUGCUGUCAACCCAUAUAAACAGAUCCCAGGGUUGUACGAUCUGGACAGAGUGGACUUGUACUCCAAGCACCAUCUGGGGGAACUCCCGCCGCACAUUUUUGCCGUGGCCAAUGAAUGUUAUCGCUGCAUCUGGAAACGUCACGACAGUCAGUGUGUCCUCAUAAGUGGUGAAUCAGGAGCGGGGAAGACGGAGAGCACCAAACUGCUGCUGCAGUUUCUGUCGGUGAUGAGCCAGAACUCGAUCGCAGCUCCUCAGUCGGAGAGAACUACGCACGUGGAGCAGGCCAUCGUUCAGAGCAGUCCAAUCAUGGAGGCUUUUGGGAACGCAAAGACCGUUUACAACAACAACUCCAGUCGCUUUGGGAAGUUCAUCCAGCUUCACUUCUCAGAGUGCGGCAACAUCCAAGGAGGCUGCGUCAUCGACUAUUUACUGGAAAAGAACCGUGUGGUACGACAAAACCCGGGAGAGAGAAACUACCACAUCUUCUAUGCUCUGCUGGCAGGAGCCAGUAAUGAGGAUAAAAGUCUGUAUUUCCUGGAGGAGCCUGCUGAAUCUUUCCACUACCUCAGCCAAUCAGGAUGUCUGAAGGACAAGAGCCUGAAUGACAAAGAACUGUACAACAGUGUUAUGGAGGCACUGAAGGUUUUAGGGUUUACAGAGGAAGAAAUCAGAGACAUGUUCAAGCUGCUGUCGGGAGUCUUGCAGCUGGGCAACAUGGAGUUCAUGCUCGCAGGAGGGGCUCAGAUCACCACCAAGCAAGUGGUCAGUAAUGCCAGUGAACUGUUGGGUCUGGACGCCUUCCAGCUCUCCGAAGUCCUGACUCAGCGAUCCAUAAUCCUCAGGGGAGAGGAAAUCUGUUCCCCUCUCACUAUUGAACAGGCCAUCGAUUCCAGGGACUCUGUCUCGAUGGCGCUGUACUCCCAGUGUUUCUCCUGGAUCAUCCUCAAGAUUAACCAGAAGAUCAAGGGAAAAGAAAAUUUCAAAUCCAUUGGCAUCCUUGAUAUCUUUGGCUUUGAAAACUUUGAGGUGAAUCGGUUUGAGCAGUUUAACAUCAACUACGCCAACGAGAAGCUCCAGGCGUACUUUAACAAGCACAUCUUCUCCCUGGAGCAGCUGGAGUACAACAGGGAAGGAGUUCAGUGGGAUGCCAUCGACUGGAUGGACAAUGCAGAGUGUCUCGACCUCAUAGAGAAGAAACUUGGCCUGUUGGCACUUGUGAACGAAGAGAGCCGAUUCCCCAAAGGAACAGAUUUCACUCUGCUGGAGAAGUUGCACAGCAGACACUCUACAAACCCUUACUAUGUGAAGCCCAGGGUUGCAGAUCAUCAGUUUGGGAUCAAGCAUUAUGCCGGAGAGGUGCUGUAUGAUGUGAGAGGCAUCUUGGAGAAAAACAGAGACACGUUCAGGGACGACAUCCUGAACAUGCUCAAGGACAGCAGGUUGGACUUCAUCUACGACUUGUUUGAGAAGGUCGGCAGCAGAAACAAUGAGGAGAAGAUGGGGACAGCCAGACGUAAGCCCACAGUGAGCUCCCAGUUCAGGGACUCCCUCCAUGCUCUCAUGGCCACACUUAGUGCAUCCAAUCCGUUCUUCAUUCGCUGCAUUAAGCCCAACAUGGAAAAGAAUCCGAACGUGUUUGACCCAGAAACCGUCCUGAACCAGCUAAGAUAUUCAGGGAUGCUGGAGACGGUGAAGAUCCGUCGCGCUGGAUUCCCCGUUCGCAGAACAUUCAAAGAUUUUUUCUCACGGUAUAAAAUCAUCAUAAACGACAAGGUGCCAGCAGCGGGGGACGACAAGAAAAGAAGCACUGAUCUCUUAACUAAAUAUGAUAAGACUAAGAAGGAGUGGCAGCUGGGAAAGACCAAGGUGUUCAUGAAGGAGUCUUUGGAGCAGCGUUUGGAGAAAGACAGAGAUGAAAUCCGGCGUCAAGCUGCCAUGAUAAUCCGAGCCCAUCUCCUCACUUUUUCUGCAAAGAAGCGUUUCAAACAGGUUCGCUCCAGCAUUGUUGUUCUGCAGAAGCACUUGCGGAGGCACGUCCAGCGCAGACAGUUCGUCAAGAAGCGCAGGGCGGCGCUGGUGCUGCAGAAACACAGGCGAGGGCAGGUGGCCCGCACCCGCGUUCGCAAACUCAGAGAGGAGAAGAAGAAGAGGGAAGAAGAGCAAAGGAAGGAGGAGGAGGAAGAGAAGAAGAAGUCGGGCGGAGAGGAAAACGAAGAGGUUAAUGAAGACGAUAAGAAGGAUGAAGCUCGUCAAAUGGAGGAGAUCCUCCAGCUGGAGAAAGAGAUCGAGCGCCUGCAGAAAAAGCGGGAGGACGAGGUGUCGCAGUUGUGCGAGUCGUCCAAACAGGAGCUGCAGUUGCGUCGGGACGCUGAGCUCAAGAGGAUGAAGAAGGAGGCGUCCCGGAAGGCAACGGAGCUCAUCGACCUCCUGAACUUUGGGGGCGUGGACCCCUCUGCGGAAGCAGUCGGAGCCAAGCCUGCAGCGGAGGCGAAAACCGCAAAGGCGGUGAGCACAGCUGGAGGGGCCUCGAAAGAGGAGGAUGUGGACGAAGGCUUCCAUGCAGAGGAGGAGUGCAUCCCCCUGCCAGACUUCCCACCCCCUGCUGAGUCAGACGCUCCCAUAGAUCAGGACAUAUUUGUUCACCUUCCUCCUCCUCCGCCUGCUUUUGCAGAGGGAACCGUUCCCCCCGCGCCUCCUCCACUUCCAGCAGACAGCGACCCCGCCGCUGGAAUCCCUCCACCUCCUCCGCUCCCUCCACCUGGAGACGGGGCUACCAUUCCUCCUCCUUCUUCUCUUCCUCCUCCGGCAGAGGGAGAGAAAACGGAGGAAACAAAAACAGACUCGGAGAGGAAAGUGAGCAUGGUGGAGAGCCUGGUGGACGGAGAGGAGCCCAUCUACAGCAUGCCGGCCGACACGGAGUCGGACUACGACCAGGAAGACGAGGAGGGCUCCGUCAAUGCCGGGGACGACAGCUCGGUGUCUGGAAGCAACCGCGGGAGCGCUACCGUGACGGACGAGGAGCACCCGAGGAAGUCUACCUGCACCAACACCAGCGUGGAGUCCUACAGAGGCAGCUCUGACUCUGUGAGGACACACACUUACUCGCUUCCUCACACGCGCGCACGCAGACAUUACGCGGACAGCGAAGAUGAACAUGAUGGCAUGAUGGACACUGAUGAAGAGGUGACGAACGGACGCGUGACUUUGCUCAACGGAAACGGGCCGCCAUAUUUCCAUGGUUACCUCUACAUGAAAGCUGGUCUGAUGAUCCCAUGGAAGCGGCGCUGGUGUGUGUUAAAAGACGAGACGUUCAUGUGGUUCCGGUCCAAGCAGGAGUCCCUGAAGUCCGGAUGGCUCUACAAGAAGGGAGGAGGGCUGUCCACUCUUUCCCGGAGGUUAAACUGGAAGAUGCGCUGGUUUGUGCUGCGAGACAGCAAACUGAUGUACUACGAGAACGACAGCGAGGAGAAGCUGAAAGGAACCAUCGACAUCAGGGCGGCCAAGGAGAUCGUGGACAAUCAUGAGAAAGAGAACGCUCUGAACAUCGUGACAGACGAGAGGACGUACCAGGUGUUUGCCGAGUCGCCAGAAGAUGCAAGUGGAUGGUUUAAUGUGCUUAGCAAGGUGAGAGUGUGCACUCCUGAACAGCUGCUGGACAUGUCCCACGAGCAGGCCAAUCCUAAAAAUGCUGUUGGAACUCUUGAUGUAGGGCUUAUCGACUCUGUUUGUGCAUCAGACAACCCCGAUCGCCCAAAUUCAUUUGUCAUCAUUACGGCAAACCGGGUGAUCCACUGCAACAGCGACACACCCGAGGAGAUGCAUCACUGGAUCAGUCUGCUGCAGAAACCCAAGGGAGAUGCCAGGAUAGAUGGACAGGAGUUCCUUGUCAGAGGUUGGCUCCACAAGGAGAUGAAGACGAACGCCAAGAGCACGUCCCUGAAGCUGAAGAAACGGUGGUUUGUUUUGACACACAACUCUCUGGAUUACUACAAGAGCGCAGAGAAAAACUCGUCCAAGAUGGGGACUCUGGUCCUCAACUCGCUCUGCUCCGUCAUUCAGCCGGAUGAGCGGGUCCACAAGGAGACUGGCUACUGGAACAUCAUUGUGUAUGGAAGGAAGCAUUGCUAUCGCCUAUAUACCAAAAUGCUGAACGAGGCCAUGAGAUGGACGGCUGCAAUCCUGGGAGUCAUCGAAAGCAAAACUCCGAUCGAAACCCCGACUCUGCAGCUCAUCAGAGAUAUCAAGGAGAACAGUGUGAAUGCAGAAAUAGUGGAGCAGAUGUACAGGAGGAACCCCAUCCUGAGAUACACACAGCAUCCGCUGCACUCGCCUCUGCUGCCGCUGCCUUACGGAGAGGUCACCAGCUUACAUCGGCAGCAGGGAUACGCCAGUCUGCAGGACGAGGCGGUGAGAGUUUUCAAUUCGCUUCAGGAGAUGGAGACGCUGGCAGACACGGUGCCCAUCAUUCAGGGCAUCCUGCAGACCUGCCAGGAUCUGCGCCCUCUCAGGGAUGAGGUUUACUGUCAGGUGAUCAAGCAGACCAAUCAUGUGCCUCAACCAAACAGCCCAGCCAAUCUGGCACACUGGCACCUGCUCACCUGCAUGAGCUGCACCUUCCUGCCCAGUCGAGCCAUCCUCAGAUACCUCCGCUUCCACCUUAAAAGGGUACGGGAGCGUUAUCCCGGCACCGAGAUCGAGCGCUAUGCCAGCUUCAUCGGAGAGUCCCUGAAGAAGACCAAGACUCGUGAGUUUGUCCCGUCUCAGGAGGAGAUCGCCGCCCUGCUGCUCAGGCAGGAAAUGAGCACCACCGUGUACUGCCACGGCGGAGGCUCCUGCAAGAUCUCCAUUAACUCGCACACCACAGCUGGAGAGGUUGUUGAGAAGCUCAUCAGAGGUCUGGCCAUGGAGGACAGCAAGAACCUGUUUUCUCUAUUCGAACACAACACUUUCACAGACAGAGCGCUGGAGAGCAGAGUGAUUGUGGCGGAUGUUCUGGCCAAGUUUGAGAGACUGGCAGGCAGUGAAGAGGAUGAGGAGGAGGGAGAGUGGAAACUGUACUUCAAGCUGUACUGCUUCCUGGAUGUGGAAAGCAUGCCCAAGGAGGGAGUGGAGUUUGCAUUCAUGUUUGAACAGGCUCAUGAAUCAUUAAUCAGCGGCCACUUCCCUGCCUCGGAGGAGACUUUGCAGCACCUGGCAGCUUUACGUCUCCAGUAUCUCCACGGCGAUGGGGCGGGUCGGGCUGGAUGGAGCCUGGGGAGCGUCUAUCCGAUCGGACGCCUCCGGAAUCGCAUCUUGCAGUCCACCAAACCGGGCGUAAGCGCGGCAGGCGGAGCCGGGUCGAGAGGCAGCGGAGGAAUCGGAGAUGUGAUCGGGACCAUCGGGGGACAGGGCGGGACCGGGGCCAGCACGGAGAAACGAAAGACUCCCACCUUCAGGGAUUCCUCCCUCAGGAAAAGCAAAACAGGUUCACUGAAGAAGCAGAAGGUGGAAGGGGAGCAGAGGCUGGAGAUGUGGGUGAAGGAGGAGACGUCUGCCACGCGCACCAGCAUUCUGGAGAAGUGGGCCCGCCUGCAGGGCAUGCCACAGCACCAGGCCAUGCUCAAGUACAUGAGCAUCAUCAAGGAGUGGCCCGGAUACGGCUCCACUCUCUUCGACGUGGAGUGUAAAGAAGGCGGGUUUCCUAACGAUCUGUGGCUGGGUGUGAGUGCCGACAAUGUUUCUGUGUAUAAGCGAGGUGACCCGAAACCACUGGAGACGUUCCAGUAUGAGCACAUAACCUUCUUUGGAGCCUCGCAGCCCUGCACCUAUAAGAUCAUCGUGGAUGAGAGAGAGAUGUACUUCGAGACUCCACAGGUUGGAGAGAUCACCAAGAUCAUGAAGGCCUACAUCAACAUGAUGGUGAAGAAGCGUUGCAGCAUCAUGUCCGUGAGCAGCGUCUCCAGUUCCUGGGCCAGGUGAUCACCAAGCCCCUCCUCGGUUCGUCCAUCCAUCCAGCAGCAGCAGCAGGCUCCUUCUUUGUGUGUUUGGGUCUUGAUGAAGGCAGUUGCAGCUGCCAGAAAAUCCAACAGGUUGAGUCAACUUAAAUGAAUUCGGGAGACAUGGAAAACGAAGCCUGAGUCUUACUUGAGAUUAAAACGAGCACGGCAGACAAAAACAAGUGGUUUUGGACUUUCACCUAAAACAUACACCACCCCCAGCUGUAAUAAUGCAUGUAGAUGUUCAAGCACAUCACACACUGCUCUGUUGUUCCCUUUUCAGGCAAAAAAAAAAGAAAGAAAAAGAACAAUAACAAGCACAAAUUAGCCACCCAGUUUUAGUCCGGGAGGCCUCUCCGUUCUCUCUGCGCACUGCCAGACAAGAAGUAAACCACACCCUUUCUUUGUUUGACCCUCAUUCCUCCGAUUUUCAAUCUCUCUCUCUCUCUUUCUCUUUGUGUUUCUUUAUUCUUAUGGCAUCUUUUUUUCUGUUGCCAUUAAGUUCUAGUUCUUCUUCUUGCUUGCUUUUUUGGUGUCGUUUCCAGUCUUUAUCUUUAACGUCAGCAGUGUUACCUUUGAGUAAAAGAACUGAAAAAAUUCUUCUUCUGGGAGUCUUACGCCUCCCUGUCCUACUCGUUAGUGCCACCAUGUGGCCACGAAGAAAACACAGCAACAGGAAGCGUCUGUGAGUGUCAUGAAAAGAUUCAAGGUGGCUCUGUGGAAGCUUACCUGACAUUAGGAGUCAGUGCAGAGUUCAUGUGCAUUUGGCUCCGCAGAAAGACUAAUAUCUAUUUAUGUGAAGAUGUAACACAGCCUGCAUAGCCCUGUAUAGUCACAACUAUGUACACUUAAAUGAAACAAAUGUAUCAUUUUGUAUGAAUCAUACACAUACUGCAGAGUGGAUUUGAUUUUCCUUUUGGUGGCUACUGCACUGUAAAGCCUAGAGAUGCCAUAACCUAACACAAUGUGAUGCCUGUCAUGUAAAAAUACAUGCAGAAAAAUUUAUAUUAAGAAUUAUCACUGUAUGUCUGAGGACUGUGAUGCCUAUGAUGUGCACCGUUCACUCGCUGUGACUCACGGAAAAGUAAAAAUGAGCGGAAACAAAGGCUGUGCUGCAUCUGUCUUCAGUCAUUGACAAGUUUACCGUUGUCGUCGUUUGCAGGAGUCACUCUCCCACUUUACCAAGAGCCAUAAAAUACUCUAUAGUCUUAUCUGCUUAAUCAAAUUUCUUUCUUUUUUUUAAACUGAGGAGCUCAGGACACAUGCAUCAAUAAGUGAGUAAAUUAGAAUACAACCAAAAGGAUUUUGUUUUCACCAUCACGCUUCACGGCUCAGAAAAACUCAACAAAUUCAGUUUCUCGCUUGCUCACCUUUUUUCCUUCCACUCAACUUUUCAUUAAUGUGAAGUGAAAAGCACUUUGUGAAGAGUCAGCUUCUCUAGCAACACUCCUAUAUGACUUGCCACAAAAAUUUAAUUACUGGUCUUAUGUAAUAUUCAAAUUACUGGAGAAGCUGAAUUUUAAGCCGUCACGAUUUCCACUUGAAAUAUGUCUUUGUGUGGUAAAUUUCUAUACAUGAUUUCCACUAAUUGAACUUAAUUAAUCAACUAACUUAUCUUUUUGCUGAUAUUCUAAUUUAUUAAAAACGCAUGUGUGCAAGCUCCAGUUUGUGUUUCCACUCUGAACAUUUCAACUUGACACUUUAUUGUCUAUAUGAUAUUAUUAUUAUUAUUGUAUAAGCCCUCUAUAUUAUCUGUCCUUAAAUGUGAUAUCUGGAUUGCUGCUGUGUGGGUGAGUGUUAAAGCAGACUGCUGGGAAAUGGAAAAGAGAAAAGAGAAGGUGUUGUGAUGAGUGUAUUCUUUAAAAAUAAGAUGUAUUUAUAUGAUCACUUUUUUGCAAGGAAUGGUGUUGUAAUUGUGAGUUUGCAUAAGGUAAAAAAAGCAUGGGAAUCGUAAUGGGAAGGUAUGGAGCUUAUUUAUUACUCUAUGUAUCGUAUGUAUUUCAAUGUCUGUUUGGAGGGAACUGAAAACAUCCCGAGUCUUUAGAAUAUUACCAGUAAGACGUGCCAGUGUUGGUUUCUGGUUUCCAGGGGAGGAUUUAUAUUCACCAGUUUUACGUGACUUUUGAUUGGCUUUGGAGGUGACAGAAGGAAGGGCUCACCUAGGGAGCUAUUCAUGCAAAAACCACAGGUUGGAACGGGUCUGUUAAGUGUACUACAGCUAGGGGGCUGCAUCGCUGACUUGUAUGACCACCAGAGAGCAAAAACAAAGACAUUUUUCUAAUGCUAAAACAUCGUGCAGCUGUUAUGGUGCAUUUUAUUUAAAACAUAUUUUACCCAACGUUAGGGGCAAUAAGAGUUUUGACUCCAAAUGCAUUUAAUUUUUGGGCUUUUCACACGAGCUACUGGCAGAUUAGAAGAUGAAGAAAUUGGAUAUAUUUGUUUUCUUAAGGGUAACAAUGACCAGUGCUGUUGCAAAGAUGGAAAACAGUAACAUAAGAAAUUUAAGACUUCUAAUCAGACCCAGUUAUAACACCCACAAAGAUGUUUUUCUGUUCUGUUGAAUAAUGUAAUCAACACUGAACCAGGCAGUUUUAAAUGUGGAGUUAAAUUAUCUGAAAAAAAAAAACCACAAAAACUCCUCUAAUAACCAGAUAUAAUAAUAUUUAGAAUCUUCUCACUAGUUUCAAGUGACUCAGGCUAACAUAUGCUGAAAAGUGGGAUCAUUUAAUUUCAUAAGCCAUAAUUACGGAGCAACCUGGAGGGGGAUCCGUGUUGCUCGCUCUGCUGGCUUAGUGUGAGAAAUUCACCCUGCAGCUUCUGAAAUGAGAUCAGCUUGUGGAAAAGAAAAAAAAAAUGCAAUUUGAAAUUAAAAGUCAACAGUAUCUGAUCACAAAUCUAUCUUCAAGGGCAACUCCAUCACAAGGGCUCCUGUUAUCAGCCGCAGGCGGCCAGAGCUGAGCCCAUCAUCCUGUUCCGCUUGUUAUCAUCGUUGCAUAGUGAAUCAUUGUGCUUGUUGGGGGGGUAAAAAAACGAGGAAGAGAGAGAUGUGUGUGUCGUUUCUUUUUUUAAUUUGUAAAUGGCUUUACGAAAUUAUGCUUUAAUAAAUUAUUGGAAGCUA
Poecilia reticulata (guppy) is the source of this 9863-nucleotide messenger RNA. The record is from RefSeq and is a predicted model, not a curated record. Lineage: Eukaryota; Metazoa; Chordata; Actinopteri; Cyprinodontiformes; Poeciliidae.